This is a messenger RNA of Tarenaya hassleriana, 1427 nucleotides long. RefSeq names its product UDP-glycosyltransferase 82A1. The record is from RefSeq and is a predicted model, not a curated record. Lineage: Eukaryota; Viridiplantae; Streptophyta; Magnoliopsida; Brassicales; Cleomaceae. Bases 1 to 1377 code for a protein of 458 amino acids. The transcript has 2 exons. Gene Ontology annotation, molecular function: UDP-glycosyltransferase activity.
AUGAAAAUGAUCGAAAAGCCUAAGGUCAUAUUCAUCCCUUACCCGGCUCAAGGCCACGUCACCCCAAUGCUACAUCUCGCCUCGGCCUUUCUCAGCCGUGGAUUCUCCCCUGUCGUCCUCACGCCGGAGCCCAUCCACCGUCGGAUCUCGUCGGCUAAUCUCGGCCGUGAGAUCGAUUUCAUCCCUUUAUCCAACGGUCCAGAUUGUCCGGACGCGUCGCCGGGAGAUUUCUUCUCCGUCGAGAACGCCAUGGAAAACGUCAUGCCGUCUCAGCUAGAGGGGAUACUGCUUCGUGCCGGCGCGAGAGUGGGUUGCGUGGUGGUGGAUCUGUUGGCGUCGUGGGCCAUAAGAGUUGCCGGCCGGUGCGGAGUUCCGGCGGCCGGAUUCUGGCCGGCGAUGUUGGCUUCGUACCGUGUGAUCAAUGCCAUUCCCGAGCUUGUACGGACGGGCGUCAUUUCCCGUUCAGGUCGUCCUCGUCAACCGGAAAGCCAGAUUUUCUUGCCGGAGCAACCAGUUCUGACCGCCGGAGAACUUCCAUGGCUGAUCGGAACUCCGGAAGCUCAAAAGGGAAGAUUCGAAUUCUGGGAAAGAACCCUAGAAAGAUCCAAAACUCUCCGGUGGAUCUUGGUGAACUCCUUCAAGAGCGAGUACGAUCAUCAUCUCAUCGGCCAGAACACAUCCUACAAACGUCGGAACGAAGAAGACAAAGAGAACGGUCCACGUAUCAUUCACGUCGGCCCCUUGAACAAGAUCCAUGCAGAUACCACGUUGACAAAAAACCCUAGCUUUUGGGAAGAAGACAGAACAUGUCUCGACUGGCUCAAACAACAAAAACCAAACUCAGUAAUCUAUGUCUCAUUCGGAAGCUGGGUCUCUCCCAUUGGAGAGUCCAAGAUAAAGAGCUUGGCUCUAGCCCUAGAAUCGUCAGGGAAGCCAUUUCUCUGGGCAUUGAAACCUGCAUGGCAAGAGAGUCUACCAAAAGGGUUCAUGAAAAGGGUAACGACUAGGGUUAAGAACCAGGGGAAGAUCGUGAACUGGGCGCCUCAAAGGGAGAUCCUUAAGAACGACAUCGUAGGUUGUUAUCUGACACACUGUGGAUGGAACUCAACUAUGGAAGCAGUGGAAUGUUCACGGAAGAUGUUGUGUUAUCCAGUGGCCGGAGACCAGUUCGUGAACUGUGGUUACAUCGUUGAUGUCUGGAGGGUUGGGGAUAGGGUUUUAGGGUUUGGAGAAAAGGAAGUUGAAGAAGGAGUGACGAGAGUUAUGGAAGAUGAUGAGAUGGGCGAGAGGUUGAAGAAGCUGAGAGAGAAGGUCAUGGGCAUGGCGAGUGAAAGUGAUUUUAGUUUUGGGGAUGUAUUUGUGGAAUAUUUUGAUUAGAUUUUCGAGAUAUAAUUAGUAAAUUAUGGUUAGGGCAAUGAUUUUUACUG